AUGCACGCACAAGUGACGCCGGCGGACUGGGCGUGGUGGAUCGGCCUCCUCCUCGGCGCCGUUCCGCUGCUCGUGCUUGCUGUCAGGCACUUCAACGACGCCAGCCACUGCGCCUUCUUCGAGGUGAAGCGCUGGCGCCGUCGUGCGAGGCUCCCGCCAGGCCACAUGGGCCUCCCGUUUGUGGGCGAGAGCCUCUGGCUGCUCUGGUACUACAAGCUCGCGCGCCGCCCCGACGGCUUCGUCCACGCCCGGAGGAGGCGCUACUAA
Molecule: messenger RNA, 267 nt
Organism: Miscanthus lutarioriparius
Lineage: Eukaryota; Viridiplantae; Streptophyta; Magnoliopsida; Poales; Poaceae
Source: the annotation of a GenBank genome assembly